CUAAAAGAUAUACGAUAGAUUAAUUUUUGUUUUUUUCUGAUGCGGUAUAAAUUCAAGAGAUAUUGUUAAUUUUACAAUUAGGAUGAUAAGCCUACUGAUAAAGGCUGUACUAAUGGUGCAGCUAGUAAACGCGACGAGAAAUAUCUAUUCACCGUUGUAUCGAACAUACGACAUGGUGCCCCAAGGAAUAUGCAAAUCUCGACGGAUUCCAAUUAUUGACAAUAUCCUAACACAAUCGAACCCAUUCCUGCUUUCCAAUCCAGAGCGGGGUGCAAUUUUCUGGCAAAGUUGGAACUCAUCCUCAUUCAAAAAGUUUGCAGAUUGCAAAUUUUAUCUGCAAGCACCACCGAAAAUGGGUCUCUACCUCACAGUAACCCAGGCACAACUUCGAAAAAAUAGUCAGGGUAUUUGCAUCGACAGCAUCGUGGUUAAGAAAAGCAACGAGAAAAAGUUCCUCUUCUGCGAAUCGGACGAAAAUAAUGCUCCCCGAGUUUUCUCGGACGAUGGAGGCCAAAUGCGGAUAACGAUAAAUUUAGAUAGUACACUGCCAUUGUCAUAUUUGAACAGCACUCUUGAGGUACAGUUCGUGGUAACAGUAAAACGUGACUGUGAUACAGAGGGUUUUGAACCAUGCGAAGAGGAUGAAGAUGAUUCUUGCAUUGGAAAAGGGUUCUUCAACGACGGAAUUUUAAACUGCCCCAAGUGUACAGAUGAGAAAAGUUGCACCGAAGAUUCAGAACAAGUCCCGAUUGUGAAUCCUUCAAACGUGCUUUUAAGUGCAAUUAUAUCGCUGUUUGCAACCAUGGUAAUUUUUGGAGGCUGCCUGUGGUGCGUGUAUAGAUACCGCCAUUGUCUAACCACUUGCAAUACAAGCCCCGGAGCAGCUGGUAGAAAUAAUCGUGGGGAAGCCAUAGCCGCUGUGGAACAAAUGCAUGUCGAGCUGCCCUCAUCACCAUGUAGUGACAUUCGACCAACGGCUCCGCCUGACGAUGACAAAGAUUUUCCACCCACUUACGAUUCUCUGUUCCCGACAGGUUCUUCCGAACGAUAACGUAUUAAGAGUGUAGCUUAUAAGAUAUUUAAAUGUAAUAUUUAUAACAUAAUUCUUAACUUGAGUCAUUUCGAAAUAAAAUGAACUAAUCAAUGUUUUGUACAUACGAAAAA
Molecule: messenger RNA, 1164 nt
Organism: Culex quinquefasciatus (southern house mosquito)
Lineage: Eukaryota; Metazoa; Arthropoda; Insecta; Diptera; Culicidae
Exons: 2
Coding region: 83-1051 (322 amino acids)
Source: RefSeq, a predicted model, not a curated record